Molecule: messenger RNA, 4538 nt
Organism: Bubalus bubalis (water buffalo)
Lineage: Eukaryota; Metazoa; Chordata; Mammalia; Artiodactyla; Bovidae
Gene: DNAJB4
Product: DnaJ heat shock protein family (Hsp40) member B4
Exons: 3
Coding region: 493-1506 (337 amino acids)
Cellular component (GO): cytosol
Molecular function (GO): protein-folding chaperone binding
Source: RefSeq, a predicted model, not a curated record
UUUGUUGCUUUUUCACUUAGAAAGGAUUAAGUAAAUGUGUAGUUAUGAUAUUCUAUGCUGAUAUACUGGUUUCUUAAUCCACUUGGCCUCUUAAAAAGGAAACAAGUAUGGUAGAGCCAGAAGGAAAAUGAAUAGUUAAUCGUGGAGGAGGAGAAAACCUAGCUCGGUACUAGAGGCAGCUGGGGAAGUGACGUCCUGUAGCAUUUGCUGUUCUAGAAAGUGCAGAGACACGUAGUGAAAAUGGGAGGAUCUAGAAGGAGGCCGUCUCCCGUGUAGUGUAUAUUUAUCUGUAAGUGAGCCGUUGGGGAAGGAAUUAAAUACUGAGGCGCUGUCUGCUUGCUGCCUUAAGACAGCGAAGCUGAAUUGCUGAUUUGCUUUAACUUUUAAAAUACCCAGCUUGGUUUAUUUUUCUUAGAAUCAUUGUAUUGCUAAGACUGGGGACGCUGUUUUCUUUCACAAAGGGAAAUCUAAGUUCAUUUCAAGGCACUCGAAAUGGGGAAAGACUAUUAUUGCAUUUUGGGAAUUGAAAAAGGAGCUUCAGAUGAAGAUAUUAAAAAGGCUUACCGAAAACAAGCCCUCAGAUUUCAUCCGGACAAGAACAAAUCUCCUCAGGCAGAGGAAAAAUUUAAAGAGGUCGCAGAAGCUUAUGAAGUAUUGAGUGAUCCUAAAAAGAGAGAAAUAUAUGAUCAGUUUGGGGAGGAAGGGUUGAAAGGAGGAGCAGGAGGUACUGAUGGACAAGGAGGUACCUUCCGGUACACCUUUCAUGGUGAUCCUCAUGCCACAUUUGCAGCGUUUUUUGGAGGUUCCAAUCCCUUUGAAAUUUUCUUUGGAAGACGGAUGGGUGGUGGUAGAGAUUCUGAUGAAAUGGAAGUAGAUGGAGAUCCUUUUGGCGCCUUUGGAUUCAGCAUGAAUGGAUAUCCAAGAGACAGGAAUUCUGUGGGCCCAUCCCGCCUCAAACAAGAUCCUCCAGUUAUUCAUGAACUUAGAGUAUCACUUGAAGAAAUAUAUAGUGGUUGUACCAAACGAAUGAAGAUUUCUCGGAAGAGGUUAAACCCUGAUGGAAGGAGUUAUAGAACUGAGGACAAAAUUCUCACCAUCGAGAUUAAAAAAGGGUGGAAAGAAGGCACCAAAAUUACUUUUCCAAGGGAAGGAGAUGAAACACCAACUAGUAUUCCAGCAGACAUUGUUUUUGUCAUUAAAGAUAAAGAUCACCCCAAAUUCAAAAGGGAUGGGUCAAAUAUAAUUUAUACUGCUAAAAUUAGUUUACGAGAGGCAUUGUGCGGCUGCUCAAUUAAUGUGCCAACCAUGGAUGGAAGAACCAUACCUAUGACAAUAAAUGAUAUUGUGAAACCUGGAAUGAGGCGAAGAAUUAUCGGAUAUGGGCUACCAUUCCCGAAAAAUCCUGACCAACGUGGUGACCUUCUAAUAGAAUUUGAGGUUUCCUUCCCGGAUACUAUAUCCUCAUCGUCCAAAGAAGUACUUAGGAAACAUCUUCCUGCCUCAUAGAAUGAAAAACUUUGUUAACCAUAUUUUGAUAAGGCACUGAAAAUAUAAAAGGACUGGCCAUUUACUGAUGUAGAUGUGAAUUCUGUAUAAAGACAUGUAAAUUAUUUUGAGGGUUCAUUACAUUGCAUGAAUAGAGACGGGUCAAAUAAAAAGGCAAAAGGGAUUUUUGCAGUUAGAGAUGAAGAGAAAACUACUCACUGUAUUUUAUUUCAUUUCUCCCAAGUCAGAAUUUUUUAGUAUUUUGCUUACAUGUAAAAUUCAUUUCUGUGGAGUUAAUAGAUGUAUUUCUAAUAAAGUACUAGGCUAUCCAAGUACUUUAUUUAUUAUAUAUUUACACUGUCAGUGUGAUAGCUUCUCAUUUAUAAUGGAAAUUUAAAUUCUUAACUAAACUAUAUAUGUGAUAGGUACUUCUAGAAAAGAAGAACCCAAGUUACUUGGAAAUCUGGUUAACUAGAUUAAAAUCAUAUGAAAUGCUGCUAUAGGGCUGGUACCCAUAAAAGAAUAUCCUAAUACAUAUAUUUCACCAUUUUGAUUUUUAAAGUAUGCUGUAGCAUUUCUUAAUAACAUAGUUAUAAUGUUCUUAAGACAGAUGUUUUCUUCAUAAAAAGGAAAUUAAUGGCAAUUUAUCUCCUGUGGAAAUCCCAAUUGCCUGAAUUACUGAUAUUUUAGAAAUAGGUUGUUUUUAAAAUGCCACAUAUAAUUUUAUGGAAAUUAACUAUAUAUCUUGGACUUAAUAAAUUAUAGGUACAUUUUAUUGUCCAUUAGUUAAGGAUAAUUUGUUUGAUAAUAAACGUGUUUUUAGAGGAAAUAUUGUUACUUGGAAUUAAUUUUCCAAUUACACAGUCUUCUAUAACUAACUCAUAAUAUGCUAUAUGUACCAUAUGCAAUUUCCCUAAAAAGAAUAAACUACCACUAUGGUGUUAAACCAAAAUAUGGGGAAAAUAAACACUAACUGCUGCUUAUGAAUGAUGUUGCUACUACUUGUUAUGCAUAUAAAUAUUUUACUUUUUCAUAUGUAUAGAUUGCAUUUCUUAGGUGUUUUAAUUUUUUUAAUAUAUUUACGUUUAAAAAAUUAUUCUGUUUUCUGUUUUAUAGCUAUAGUAAGAAUGAUAUUUUGAAACAAAGAUUUUGGUUCAAAAGAAAUUUUCAGGAUAAUUGGUAUACAAGGUUUAUUGGACCCUAUCACCUUUUAGCAGAAUAUGGUCUUCUUUUAGAAAUUCAAAACAUAGAUUUUAAUCACCAUAUACUUUAUACAGCUUUAUUGAGAUAUAAUUCUCAUGCUAAAAAGUUUACCAUCUUAAAGUACACAAUCCAGUUGUUUUAGUGUAUUCACCUUGUAUAGCCACUUUGUAAUUUCAGAACAUUUACAUCACCCUAAAAAGAAACCACAUAACCAUUAGCACUCACUUCCCAUUCCUCCAGCCUCUGGCAAACACUAAUCUACUUUCUACUUCAAUGGAUUCAUCUAUUCUGGACAUUUCUUAUAAGUGGGAUUAAACAAUAUUUGGCUUUUUUGUUUGUUUCUUUCACUUAGCAUAAUGUUGUCAAGAUACACCCGUGUUGUAUCAUUCAGUACUUCGUUCCUUGCCUUAUGGCCGAAUAAUAUUCUGUUGUUUGGAUAUACCACAUUCUGUUUAUCCAUUCAUUAAUUGAUGGGCAUUUAGGUUAUUUCCACUUUUUUGGCUAUAAUGAAUAAUGCAACUCUGAACAUUUUUGUACCACUUUUUCUGUACAUAAUUUUUUAAUUUUCUUGGGUAUAUGACCUAAGAAUAAAAUCGUUGGGGAUAACCAUAUACUUUAAUUGCAAAUGGAAAAUGCUUGAAAAUGUCAGAGAAUUCAUAAUCAUGCAUAUUUUUCCAUUAAUUUAUAAAUAAUUCCUUUAUAACUUUCUCUAAAUGACAGUUAAAACUCCUUAAGGAAGUGUGAACAUUGUGGAGAUUUUCUCACAUCUAAAGAGAUAAGAGCUGAAAAUCAUCAGUAAGAUUGGUAGGCAUGGUUUCUAUGUUAAACCCACUGUCAUUAUUUUCUUGAUUAAGCAUUUUCUCCCAAGUUAAAUGAUUUGUAGAUUAGAUAGAUGAAUGAUCUCUGGAUUAAAGAGUAUUUGUUAAAGUACAGAAUUAUUCUAAUACUAAAAAAAAAUUAAUUGGCAUUGCUAUAUAAACAGUUUAUCAGGGAUACCCUGGUGGUCCAGUGGUUAGGACUGUGUGCUGUCACUGCCAAGGCCCUAGGUACAGUCCCUGGUCAGAGGACUAAGAUCCCACAAAUGGCGCAGCACAGGCCAAAAAUAAAAAACAGUAUAUCAGUAUCUCCCGGGUCUUAAAGGGUGUCAAUAAUACCUUCAUAUGUAGUAAGUGCCCACUUGUCAUUUGUUGAGUGUUGACUUAAUGUAGAAGUAGAGUUUUAAAGUUUUCUUACUUGCUUAUCUUAUGAAGGUACUUUUGAUUUUAAAAGGUUCUCUUACGUUAAACCAGGUUCUUGGAUACCUGGAAUAGUUUUGAAAGUAUUGUGGAUCUUAGUAAGCUAAUAGAUAAAAAAUUACCUAUCCUACAACUAAAAUUUAGUACAUCAUCUCUGUAGCUAUUAGAGUUUGGGGUUUUGUGAAUGUAGUUCUUCUUUUCUUUUUUCUUUUGGCCCCACCACGUGUCUUGCUGGAUCUUGACCUGGGAUGAAACCCCAGACUAUGGGCUAUGAAAGCACUGAGUCCUAACCACUGGGCUGCCAGGGAAUUCUCAGUUUAUGUAAAUGUAGUUCUUAGCCAUUCUUAUAAAGAGGAAACUGGAGAUUUAGGAAAAGAAAACUGGAGAUUUAUGUCAGUUUUGGAUGCAACCUUAAACAUGAGAAAUAAAACAGAGGCAAAGAACUCUACUCCUGUUUCUGUUAAAGGGACGGCACUGAGAUGAAGAUAAAAAACUUGGACCAGAAGGAUUCCUGUAUUAAAUUAUAAUAGGAGGUCUAUGUUGGAGAAGAGCUUGAGAAAUAUUUAGUUUUGUUUAUCUAAUAGAUUAAAAUGUGCACAGUGUUUUUAAUCUCAA